AUGGAUUUUUGGAUAUUCUUAGCUUUCAUAGCUUCAGUUUCUGCUAGUGGCGGCAGUUGCUGUGAAGAUCCCAACCCGCCUUACAUGGACAAAAAGAAAGAUAUUCUUACCCGCGUAGAAUCCCUUGCCAAGGAAGAUCUUCCAGGAUUUGAAGUAUGCUUUAGCAACAUGCUCGAGACCAAAAUUGAAGAAGACGAGAAAUACCGAAACUUCCUCAUUGAAAACGAAGAUUGGUACCAGCUCGAUUACGAGGAAGAGCAUAACAAUUUCAUAAUGACGGACGAGCGAAAAAAUGAAAUGAAAGAAACCUGCCUGGAAAUGCUUUAUGCAUUGAAGGACCUUGCCUGUUUUCAAUCCCAGCAUGGCCCAGUAGAUUGGGACUCACUUUGA
Molecule: messenger RNA, 390 nt
Organism: Oikopleura dioica
Lineage: Eukaryota; Metazoa; Chordata; Appendicularia; Copelata; Oikopleuridae
Source: the annotation of a GenBank genome assembly